GCCCAUCAUAAGCCACAGCCUUCUGUCACAUCCCAGGAAUUACAGGCAGUUUGAAGGCUCCCCUGAGCAACCUUUCAGCUCCAUUUUUGGGGGUCUUAGGAGUUACCACCUAGGAUUCCUUCAGUCAUUUUGACCAGUAUGUACUUCCUUCUUGUCACUCUGGCUCAGGUCACGCUCUAGAGGAUUUUCCUUUCUGAACAACAGCAGCAAAGCAAGCCACACCAUGGGUGAGAUCAACAAAAAUGCUGUGGAAAAAUACCUGGAGGAGAACCCUGCGUUUGCCAAGGAAUACUUCGACAAAAAGCUGCGGGUGGAGGUCCUGGGAGAGAUCUUCAAGAACAGCCGGGUGCCGGUCCAGGCCAGCAUGUCGCUGCCCGAGCUGACGCAGGUGGAGGAGUCCGCUGUGUGCCUGGAGCUGCUGUGGUCCGUGCAGGAGGAGGGGAGCAGUGCCGAGCUGACGGCACACAAGGUCCUGCAGAGGAUGGCCCAGCUGCUGCAGGCCGACCGCUGCAGUAUGUUCAUAUGCCGUUCCCGCAAUGGCACGCCGGAGAUGGCCUCAAAGCUGCUGGACAUCACCCCGACCUCCAAGUUUGAGGACAACUUGGUGGUCCCUGAUAAAGAAGUGGUGUUUCCCCUGGAUGUCGGGAUUGUGGGUUGGGUUGCUCACACGAAGAAACCCCUUAAUGUCCCAGAUGUGAAAAAGAACAACCAUUUUUCUGACGUCAUGGACAAACAAACUGGCUACGUCACUAAGAACCUGUUGGCAGCCCCCGUCGUGAUGGGCAAAGAGGUUCUUGCAGUAUUGGCGGCAGUGAACAAAGUAAAUGCAUCUGAGUUUUCCAAACAGGACGAAGAGGUCUUUACCAAAUACCUCAACUUUGUCUCUGUCAUCCUAAAACUUCAUCAUACCAACUACCUAUACAAUAUUGAAUCCCGAAGAAGCCAGAUUCUUAUGUGGUCAGCCAACAAAGUAUUUGAAGAGCUCACAGAUGUUGAGCGACAGUUUCACAAAGCGCUGUACACAAUCAGAACUUACCUGAACUGUGAACGAUACUCCAUUGGACUGCUGGACAUGACCAAAGAGAAGGAAUUCUACGAUGAAUGGCCAAUCAAGCUUGGAGAAGUUGAGCCUUAUAAAGGUCCAAAAACUCCAGAUGGAAGGGAAGUCAUCUUUUAUAAAGUAAUCGAUUACAUUUUACAUGGGAAGGAAGAAAUCAAAGUGAUUCCGACACCUCCUGCCGACCACUGGACCUUCGUCAGUGGGUUGCCAACCUAUGUUGCUGAAAAUGGAUUUAUAUGCAACAUGCUCAAUGCGCCUGCAGACGAGUACUUCACAUUUCAGAAAGGACCUGUAGAUGAAACUGGUUGGGUCAUUAAGCAUGUCUUGUCCCUGCCUAUUGUCAACAAAAAAGAAGAUAUUGUGGGAGUAGCUACAUUUUACAACAGGAAGGAUGGAAAGCCUUUUGAUGAACAUGACGAACACAUUACUGAAACUCUCACACAAUUCCUUGGAUGGUCUCUUUUAAAUACUGACACCUAUGAGAAGAUGAAUAAGCUAGAAAAUAGAAAGGACAUUGCUCAGGAAAUGCUCAUGAACCAUACCAAAGCCACUCCUGAUGAAAUUAAGUCUAUUUUGAAAUUUAAAGAGAAGUUAAAUAUAGAUUCAAUUGAAGACUGUGAAGAAAAACAGCUUGUCAAAAUUUUGAAAGAGGACUUGCCGGACCCACAGGCGGUAGAACUGUAUGAAUUCCGCUUCAGCGACUUCCCCAUUACAGAGCACGAAUUGAUUAAAUGUGGACUCCGAAUGUUUUUUGAAAUAAAUGUGGUGGAGAAAUUCAAAGUACCUGUAGAGGUUCUUACCAGAUGGAUGUACACGGUGAGGAAAGGGUACCGCGCUGUCACUUACCACAACUGGCGGCACGGGUUCAACGUGGGACAGACCAUGUUUACUCUGCUGAUGACAGGAAGACUAAAAAAAUACUACACAGACCUGGAAGCUUUUGCCAUGCUUGCUGCUGCCUUCUGCCAUGACAUUGAUCACAGAGGCACCAAUAAUUUGUACCAGAUGAAGUCCACAUCUCCACUGGCAAGGCUUCACGGGUCAUCUAUUUUGGAGAGGCACCAUCUGGAGUACAGUAAGACCCUCUUGAAUGAUGAGAGUUUAAACAUCUUCCAGAACCUAAACAAGCGUCAGUAUGAAACAGUUAUUCAUUUGUUUGAGGUUGCAAUAAUAGCAACUGACCUGGCUUUGUAUUUCAAGAAGAGAACCAUGUUUCAAAAGAUUGUGGAUGCCUGUGAGCAAAUGCAAACUGAGGAGGAGGCCAUCAAGUAUGUAACCAUUGACCCAACCAAGAAGGAGAUCAUUAUGGCAAUGAUGAUGACAGCAUGUGACCUGUCAGCUAUCACCAAGCCCUGGGAGGUGCAAAGCCAGGUAGCACUUCUGGUUGCAAAUGAAUUCUGGGAACAAGGAGAUCUGGAGAGAACAGUGCUGCAGCAACAACCUAUUCCUAUGAUGGACAGAAACAAAAAAGAUGAACUACCUAAACUUCAAGUUGGAUUUAUUGAUUUUGUUUGUACUUUUGUAUAUAAGGAGUUCUCACGGUUUCACAAAGAAAUCACACCCAUGCUGAAUGGCCUUCAGAACAACAGAGUGGAAUGGAAAUCUCUUGCUGACGAGUAUGAUGCAAAGAUGAAGGAAAUUGAAGAGGAGAUGAAAAAGCAGGAAGAAGAAGUGGUAGUAGCACAAGUUGCUGAGGAUUCAGGCGGUGGUGGUGUUGAUGACAAAAAGUCCAAAACAUGCUUAAUGUUGUAAAAUAAUCCAACUGGUCUAAACUUCAAACAUCAUCUUAGUUUUGAAGAAAAACAGAAAACAUUAAAAAAAAUACAAAAAACUUCAGUAAAUUUCAUUCAGCAAAUCAUCAAGUAACAGAGUUAAGAGGAUCACCAGAAAAACUAUCCUGCGACUUGUAUCAAGAGAAUAUAUAUUUCUGGCCUGAAAACCCUGAAGAUGAAAUAAAGUUCAACAAAAAUGCAAAAUAAGACAAAAAACAGGUGCAUUUUGGGUACCAACUUACUUUAAAAAAUAUGUGGUCGUGAAACUAGUCAGGUUUAAAAAAGUUUUAAUUAUAUUUACUUGCUAAGGCUGCGUAAUAGAGUACCUACCACAGAAUGGGUGGCUUAAACAACAGAAAUUUAUUUUCUCACAAUUCUAGAAGCCAGAACCUACCCAGAAGUGCAAGACCAAGGAGGUAUUGGAAAGGCUGGUUUCUCAUGAGGCCUCUCAACGUGGUCUGUAGCUGGCCAUGUUUUCCCUGUGUCUUCAAAGUCAUCCCUCUGUGUUUAUGUCUAGUUUCUUCUUCUUAUAAGAACACCAGCUCUAGCACAAGGUGCACCCAGUAAUAUGAAUGAAUGAUAAUCAGAAUGAAUGAUACAAUAUGUAUAAAUAAGAAAUAAUAAGUCAUCACCUUGGGUAAGUACUGCCAUGUACUUAAUGUUGAGACUCCACUUCUAAGAUCACAUAAGAAAUUAUUCUUUAAGCUUUAUUUUUAAAGUUUUAACCCCUAGACACCAAGUCAGUUCAAAUAACUUCCCUUCUCAGUCACCAGAAACUGAGCUGAGGGUAGCAAUGUGCCACCACUGAAGGUCUGCCAAAUAUAAGAACUCUGCUUCAGAGCAAUUGUAAGGAAGCAUAGUCUCAAACCCUCCAGACCAAGGGUCUACUGACUGCACUGAGGCAAAGUGUGAAAUAGGUAUGUAGGAGAAUUAAUGUUUAAACUAUCAUUUUGGAGCACUUUUCAAAUACUCCUUAAAAUAGGACUUAUAGGAGAGGGAUAUAGCUCAGUUGGUAGAGUGCUUACCUUGCAUGCACAAGGCCCUGGAUUCAAACCCAAGCAACACACACACACACACACACACACACACACACAAGAACUUUCAUCAUCUGUCAUUAUGUUGAAUGGAUUAAGAAUUUUAAUUUUAUGUAACAAUCUAAAUUUAUCAUUGAACUUGAUACAUAAACUCAUACUUGCACUACUAAAUAUAUGGAUCUAUUUUAAAAGGGUAUUUAGAUAUUCUUCCAAUUAACAUUAAAUUCUGUAGGAAUAGGACUAUAUUUUUAUCAUAAGAAUGUUUAAUUACAUAUAUAUCACUUCUAAUAAUUUAACUUUUGGACCUUUCAAAUAUUUUUCUUAGAAAUCAAGAUUCCUUUUUAUUUCAAUGUAAAGUUGUGAGAUGAAAAAACAAUACCUUCAAGAAAUGAAGAAACUUUCACACAUGAUAUUUAACAUUAAUAAACCUAACACCAAUUUACUAUUUUCUAAUAAGUUCAGAAAUGAUUGCAUAAUUAUUUCCUAGACAGUUUCUUGACAGCAAUGCCUAGCACAGUGCCUUACAUGUAAUAAAAGCCUGAUAAAUAUUUGUGGAAUUAAUGAAUAACAACUGUUUAAUAAAAGGAAAAUUUCUGAUAUUAACCCUUUUACAGUAAGACACUAAAUUACUUAGUUUUCAAUUUCAUGCCAAUCAUUUCAUGUUUAAAUGUAUAUCAAGGAGCUAUGAAUGAAAGAGAAUUACAGAUGAGCAUCUGAAAAAGGACUGGGAAGUGUGUCUGCUAAUGAACUCAGGAAGCAUUAGACAUCCUGAGAGUGGCUGAAUUUUUAUUUCCAAAGACCAACCAUUCAAACUGCAACCUACAGAUAAAAAUUUUAUGAAGUUUUGAAGUAUAUUUACACAUUAAGGAAUGCAGGCUUUCUCUCUCCCAUCUCACAGAAACAAAUCCUGAAAAUACUCAUCAAAUUCUUCUUCCCUGUUAAAAAGAAAAAGUAUAGUUAUUAAAACCAAUAGAAUAAAAAAUUAUUUGGAGACACAUUAUGAGAUUAAUAAAAACACUGAGUCUUGUAUGCAUCAAUAUUUCCAUGAAUCAGUCACAGAGUAAUUCUUAAGUUUCUAAAAUAACCGAAACCAUACUCAUAUUUAUUAAAAUUAAAAUAAUUUACAAGUUGACACCUCUCCCAAAAUGUAAUACCUAAGAUUUUGCUUUAAAGUUCUCUGAAAUGUCACUGCUUCUCUUUACUUUUUGAUUUACUUUAUACCUUCUCUGUUCAUUCUCAAUUCAAACUAUAUUCUGCUGAAAAAGUGAAUGAAAAAGUCAUUUUUAAGGAAAAAAAUACACUUCUUACUUCCAAAACCAGGGAGAUUUUGCUUAGGUUGCAGACUUCCAAAACCAGGGAGAUUUUGCUUAGGUUACAGUAUUUUAUUAUAUUGAAAACAGUAAAUAUAUUAUGUAUUAGUAGCAAUAAUUUUUUUUUUCAAUACUGGGAAUUGAACUCAGGGAUCCUCUACUAUUGAGCUAUAGAUACAUUCUUAACCCUUUCUAUGCUUUAUGUUGAGACAGGGUCUUGCUAAGAUGUUGAGGCUGGCCUUAAACUUGUAAUCUCCUGCCUCAGUCUUCAGAGUCACUGAGAUUACAGGUGUGCAGCCAUCCUGGACCAAGAAUCUUAUAUCUAAAACAAAGAACAGAACUCUGGAAGGAGAUAUGAAACUAGAUUACAGGGCAGGGAUAAUAUAGCUCAGUGGUAGAGUGCUUGCCUAGCAUGCAUGAGGCUGUGGAUUCAAUCUCUAGUACUGCCCCAAACAAAAGAAGAGUUCCCCCUUAAGAGUUCAGUGUAUAAAAAUACUAUGAAAAGUGUAAAGUACUAAAUAAAUAUGAGUGCAAGAAGCCAGUGUGAGACAGUGGAAAUAGCAGAAUUUGAAAUUGCACCCUGUAUAGUUCUAACUCUGUUAUUCAUUAGCUAUGUGAACAAGUUACUUCUUUAUACUCGGUUUUAACAUCUGUAAAAUAAAGAUAAUUUCUAUUCCCACAGA
Ictidomys tridecemlineatus (thirteen-lined ground squirrel) is the source of this 5859-nucleotide messenger RNA. RefSeq names its product phosphodiesterase 6C (gene Pde6c). Gene Ontology annotation, biological process: signal transduction. Gene Ontology annotation, molecular function: 3',5'-cyclic-nucleotide phosphodiesterase activity; protein binding. Lineage: Eukaryota; Metazoa; Chordata; Mammalia; Rodentia; Sciuridae. The record is from RefSeq and is a predicted model, not a curated record.